GUGAAACACGUGUUGUCGGAAGUUCAAGUUUCCAGUCGGGUUUGUUGUUUUCUUCUUCUCUGGGGGGGGGGACAGCUGCGACAUGUGACUCCACGAUGGCUUCACUGAGGGCACGUGGGCUGUUGCUAAGAGCCGCCAGCCUCCACCGGAGCCCCGUCCACAGAUGGUUCUCCACCAGGGUCAGUCCUCCGGGGCGCAGGAACCUCCUCCUCAUGGGUCCCCCCGGGGCAGGGAAGACCUCGGUGGGGAGGACCGUGGCCCGCACGCUGGGACUCCCUGUCAUCGACGUGGAUGACGACGUCUUGGAGACCACGUGGAAGAUGCCCGUGGCUGCAAAGCUGGCGUCGGUGGGGGGGCAGCGGUUCCUCGAGGAGGAAGGUCAGGCCCUGUGCAGCCUCUCCGCCUCCGGGUGUGUGGUGUCCCUCUCGGGCUCGAACCCACUCCAUGCUGAGGCAAUGCAGCACGUGAGGCGGGGCGGUGUGGUCGUCUACCUGGACGUGGACCUCGAGGACAUCAUGCGGAGACUCACCAGGAUGAAGGUGGACAGGAUAGUGGGUCAGGAGGCGGGGGCGUCCAUGAGGGACAUUCUGCUCUACAGGAAGCAGUUCUAUGAGAAGUGGUUGGACGUGCGUGUGCUGUGCGGGACAGGAGACACGGUGGAGGACGUGGCCGAGAAGGUGCUGAAGGCUGUGGAGAGAUAUGAAGGUCACGCUGCAGAGACCUACGUGUCCACCAGGGGUGACAGCGAGGGGUCGACCCACUUCAGUGAUGUGGUUGUGGAGGGUCUGGCCACAGAUGGAGGUCUCUACGUCCCCAAAGGUGGAAUGCCAAAGCUCGAUGCUGGAGAGUGGCUGAGACUGGUGGACAUGUCCUACCCAGAGAGAGCGCUGGUUUUACUUGAAAAGUGCAUCCACCCAUUGGACGUCAGCGCUUUGGACCUCAGGACGAUGGUGUUCGAGGCCUAUGGGUCGAACUUCUCCAGUGAGGCGGUUGCACCCGUCAAACAUCUCCACCACAACCAGUACGUCCAGGAGCUUUUCCACGGCCCCACGGCCUCAUUCAAAGACCUCGCCUUGCAACUGAUGCCCCAGCUCUUCGCCUACUGCCUCCCUCCCAUGUGCAACUACCUCAUCCUGGUGGCCACGUCUGGAGACACCGGGAGCGCGGUGCUCAGCGGUUUCAGAAGCCUGGCCGGGGUCGACCGACAAAAGACCGGCGUGCUGGUGUUUUUCCCGGAGGAAGGAGUCAGUGAGAUCCAGAAGCUGCAGAUGAUGAGCUACAGGGAGGGCAACGCCAGGGCCGUCAGCGUCCUGUCCGACUUUGACUUCUGUCAGAGGAGCAUCAAGAGGAUGUUUGGAGAGAGCGGGCUGACGGGGCACCUCGCCGUGGAGUACGGGACCGUCCUCAGCACCGCCAACUCCAUCAACUGGGCCCGGCUGCUGCCACAGCUGGUGUACCAUUCCUCAGCCUAUCUGGAUCUGUGCAGGGACGGUGUUAUCACGUUCGGGGAGCCCGUUGAUGUUUGCAUCCCGACCGGCAACUUUGGCAACGCCAUGUCAGCUCUGUACGCCAAGUGCAUGGGCGUCCCGAUAAGGAAAGUCAUCUGUGCGUCCAACCACAACCGCAUCGUCACGGACUUUAUCACCACGGGCCAGUAUGACCUCCGGGGACGGCCACUGAUGCUCUCCCACUCCCCGGCUAUAGAUAUCCUGAAAUCCUCCAACCUGGAGAGGUUUAUCUACCACGUCUCAGACGGAGACAGUCGUCUCGUCAAGGACCUGUUCACACGCUUGGACAGGCAGCAGCACUUUCAGGUUCCUGAGCCUCUUCUUGGCAGGAUACAGCAGGAGGUGCUGGCUGGCUGGUGCUCUGAAGACGACUGCCUGGCCGCCAUCCAGAGGGUUCACACACAAACGGGCUACGUCCUGGACACACACACCGCCGUGGCUAAAGUCGUGGCAGAUAGGCUGCAGGACGGUUCGUGCCCCGUGGUGCUUUGUUCCACCGCGCACUACGGGAAAUUUGCCCCCGCUGUGUUCAAAGCUUUACGAAUCCCAAAUAUUCCAGAGGAUCCCGUCGAGCAGCUGAAGAAGCUCGGGUCGACUGCGUCCAGACCUGAAAUGCACAGAGAGAUGAUGAAAUGCCUGAAGGAACGCAGCAGGGGGGGGCACGCUGUUUGUCAGGCGGAGUACGGUGUGCUGGUGGAGGAGGUGGAGAACAUGAUACACGACUCCUUCCUCAAAGUUAUGUAGGUUUAUUUGACCUCCUCCAAGGAAAUCACGUUUUCACCCCUGUUUGCUGGUUGGUUGGUUUGUUUGUCGGCAGGAUUACGAUGAAAUUACUGAACAGAAUUACCCGAAACGUCGGGAAAGAUCUCGUAAAAUAAAUAAAACAAUUCGGUAUGUUUAGGGGACUGAUAUCUAUGAGUGUGUGUAAUUUGGUGCAGCUUGAUUGAAUGUUGGGCCUUAACUUAGCGGAGGUAUGAACUCCAGUCUUCUAGUCUUUUCAAUUUACAACUUUAAUUAAUAUUAAUUAAAUCAGAAUGAAUACGAUUCUAAAUUCUUUAUUGUCAUCAUGUGCAUGUGUCAGCCGUUCAAUGGCACAGACAUUGAACACAAAAGAUAAAAGUCAGACAUAAGAAUAAAAUCAAGCUUACUAAUAAAAUAAAAAAUAUAUACAUUUCAUAUAUAAAUGUAUAAUAAAACAGAAAGAAUAAAUAAAUACAAGGUAUGAUGAUAAUUUGUUUUUACAAACAUCAUCAAAAGGCCACCUUCUGCUCGAGCCUGCAGCAUCUUUUCAUUCUACUGUCAGAUCUCUAAUGUGUUUUCGGGCUGAAUUGAAAGCCUAUUGAUUACACAACAUCUCUAAACAUCAUUAUCUAGGAUCCUGGCCCACUAGAGGGGGGUGUCUGCUUAGCCACUGCAGGGUGGGAACACUGGUGCCUGCUGCAGGAUCCAUAUACCUAAAUAUUACUUAAAGGGGAAUUCCUGGCUAAGUCAGAGACCAUUAGACACAUUUUAAAUCAAAAUCUACUGAGAUAAUCAUUUUCUUUAAGUUAAAUCUUAAGGAUUGAUCGUGUCGUUGUGUAGUUUAAUUGUAUCUAACUCCUGUGUCGCAUAUUUUACAGUUAUAGGUACUGAUUGGAAAAAUACAUAAAACCAUAUCAUGUUUUUAUUUAUCAAAAUGUGCCAAUUUUUUUGUUUUAUUAAAAAUGAAAAACUGAAAGUAAACCAUAGCAAACUGUUAAAAAACCCACUUAUAAAAUGUGAAUUUUAAAAGACAUUUAUUUAAUAAACCUCUUAGUGUAGAGGGGGUGAAAACCCUUUGGUAUGACUCUUUCAAAAUAAGACUUAAUUCCUGUCUCUUUUUAUUCUCUGGAUAAUUACAGAAUAAAAUCGGUAGUUUGACAUUUCAGGAAAAACACUUGAGUUUCUCACUGUGAGUGAGACGAGAGAAUUGAUUCCACCACAAGUCUUUAUGUUCAACAUGUAGCUCGACAGAAACCUGCUGUCCGGCCAGAAAUAUCCACCCAGUGUAAAUGUCAGUGUGAAUGACAGUGUUAGGAUUUUGUCUUUUCAUCGAUUCCUCUGAUUCUUGUCAUUUUAAUGUCACUGUAUUCUGGACUGAAGCUGAAUGUGAUUUAAAUGCAUGUUGGUGGGGAACACUCUGCAGAGGAAGUGGCUGAUAUUUCAGCCUGUGUUUCCUCCUGACCUUAUCAACCAGGAAGGGCACCGUGACCCCAGAAACACCCGAGACUGGAAACUGAUAGAUUUCAGACGACACACACGAGGAACCAUGCGUCUGCUGUUACAUCUGCAAGGACAUGAACCUUCAUAUUGUCACAGAAACAGAUUCUAUAUUUUGUCAUUGCUUUAUACUACAAAUAUAUAUUUUACUGAUUUGAA
Hippoglossus stenolepis (Pacific halibut) is the source of this 3905-nucleotide messenger RNA. RefSeq names its product threonine synthase-like 1. Gene Ontology annotation, cellular component: cytoplasm. The coding region runs from base 96 to 2252 and encodes 718 amino acids. Gene Ontology annotation, biological process: amino acid metabolic process. The record is from RefSeq and is a predicted model, not a curated record. NCBI's taxonomy places the organism in Eukaryota, Metazoa, Chordata, Actinopteri, Pleuronectiformes, Pleuronectidae. Gene Ontology annotation, molecular function: pyridoxal phosphate binding. The transcript is spliced from 2 exons.